CAAGUUAGAACAAUCAACCCACCUUCACUCUCGCGUCACACAUCUUUUUGGCUCCUCUAUACAUCCCAAUUUUCUUCCCUCCCAAGUUGCGUUGCUUCAAUCUUUUUGAGGCUUGUGACAAUGGCGGACGAGGUGGUUCUACUGGGUUUCUGGCCCAGCAUGUUUGGGAUGAGGGCGAGUAUCGCGCUGGCGGAGAAGGGGAUCAAAUACGAGCACAAGGAGGAGGACGUGUUUAACAAGAGCGAUCUACUUCUCAAGAUGAACCCGGUUCACAAGAAGAUCCCGGUUCUCAUCCACAACGGUAAACCGGUCUGUGAGUCCCUCAUCAUCGUUCAGUACAUUGACGAGGUCCGGAACGACAGGUGUCCACUGCUGCCCUCUGAUCCUUACCAGAGAGCUCAAGCCAGGUUCUGGGCUGAUUUCAUUGAUAAGAAAGUGUACGAAUCUUCGAGGAGCUUAUGGACCGAAAAAGGAGAAGAGCAGCUGGAGGCAGCAAGGAAAGAUUUCCUUGAAAGCUUUAAGACAUUGGAGGGAGAGCUUGGCGAGAAGCCUUACUUUGGGGGUGAAACAUUUGGGUUUGUCGACAUUGUUCUCAUCAGUUUCUACAGCUGGUUCUAUGUGUAUGAGACUUUUGGGAAAUUGAGCAUGGAGGCAGAGUUCCCCAAGAUCAUUGAAUGGGCUAAGAGGUGCCUGCAGAAGAAAAGUGUCGCCAAGUCUCUUCCUGACGAGAAGAAGGUUUAUGAGCGUGUCUUGGAUUUGAGGAAGAUCUUUCAUUUGGAAUAGAUUAAAUGGUCUUGUGGGAUUGUUUGGGAUAAGAAAGACACUUUGUUGUGGCUUUCUACGAGAGGAUUGAGAUAUAUAUAUAUAUAUAUAUUCCACUCAAAGCCACCGCUCGGCCAGUAUUCACACCACCAACAGAUGGGACGCCGCACUUCUCAAGCUCCAGCCCACCACAAAACUGCUAGACCCAAUCCAAGCUAUGUUACCUGGGGUUCGGGGCAGCUGAUGGUGAUGGUCGGCUUACAUGACAGCCAUAGCUACGGCUAACAAUAAUAGUUAAGAUUUCUAGGGGGCAUAAAAUGUUAUACAUAUUUUUAAGUAUUUACUUUUAAAUAUUUAUUUUCCUAUGCGGCAAUAUAAUUCGUGAAAAUUCUUGA
Corylus avellana is the source of this 1157-nucleotide messenger RNA. RefSeq names its product putative glutathione S-transferase. The record is from RefSeq and is a predicted model, not a curated record. Gene Ontology annotation, cellular component: cytoplasm. Gene Ontology annotation, molecular function: glutathione transferase activity. NCBI's taxonomy places the organism in Eukaryota, Viridiplantae, Streptophyta, Magnoliopsida, Fagales, Betulaceae. Gene Ontology annotation, biological process: glutathione metabolic process.